Messenger RNA from Plectropomus leopardus (leopard coralgrouper), 5402 nucleotides. RefSeq names its product basic helix-loop-helix ARNT like 2 (gene bmal2). Gene Ontology annotation, biological process: regulation of DNA-templated transcription. Gene Ontology annotation, cellular component: cytoplasm; transcription regulator complex; nucleus. Lineage: Eukaryota; Metazoa; Chordata; Actinopteri; Perciformes; Serranidae. The record is from RefSeq and is a predicted model, not a curated record. Gene Ontology annotation, molecular function: DNA-binding transcription factor activity; protein dimerization activity.
CACACACACAUACACACACACAGCCACAGCCGCCCGGUGCUGGUUUGUGUGCCCUCUCCCUCUUUUUUCUUCAUACGGGGAUUAUAAAGCAGUUGUACAACAAUCUGCCGCCUUCCUGGCUCCCAUACAAUCCGUCCUCUUAACACCGAAACAUCCUGGAGUAGUCGACCGCCUCAUCCAUGCAUCGGAGUCCCGGGCCCCAGUGCACCGGCUCCGGCUCCAGCCAUGUCGGCCAAGAAUGCAGCGGCUGGCGGCGAUGACAGAGCGGGUGGCGAACCGGCAGACGAUGAGCUGGUUGAGGAAAACCAAAGCGGUUCGGUGUCUUUGCCCAGCCUGAUGACCACAUUCUCAGCUGCUGGCAUGUCCUUCACCAUGGAGAUGCCCCGAAAACGCAAGGGCAGCACGGACAACCAGGAUACAAAAUGUGGUUCCAUCCCUGACGUAGAUAUGGAAGACGACCAAAACGGUUCAGAUGGAGAGGACCAACAUGUCAAAAUUAAAUGCUUCAGGGAACCACACAGCCAAAUUGAGAAGAGGAGACGGGACAAAAUGAACAAUCUCAUUGACAAACUAUCAGCCAUGAUCCCUACAUGUAACCCCAUGUCUCGUAAACUGGACAAACUUACUGUGCUCAGAAUGGCCGUGCAGCACCUCAAAUCUCUCAAAGGUUCAGCGAGUUCUUUUUCUGAAGUCAACUACAAACCGUCUUUCCUCCCCGACGAGGAGCUCAAACACCUUGUCCUUAAGGCUGCAGAUGGUUUCCUGUUUGUAGUGGGCUGUGAUCGUGGGAAAAUAGUUUUUGUCUCAGAGUCCGUCACAAAGAUAUUAAACUACAGUCGGGCGGAGCUGAUUGGACAGAGCUUGUUUGACUACAUACACCCAAAGGACAUGGGAAAAGUGAAGGAGCAGCUUUCAGCUUCUGAAUUAUACCCCCGUGAACGGCUAAUAGAUGCUAAAACCGGUCUGCAGGUUCAGGCUGACCUCCCAGUUGGUGCAGCGCGGCUGUGUUCAGGCGCACGCCGCUCAUUUUUCUGCCGCAUGAAGUACAACAAAAUUUCUGUCAAGGUGGAGGAGAAGGAAUUCCAAGCCAGCACCUCCAAAAAGAAAGAGUCGCAGAAGUACUGCACAGUCCACUGCACGGGCUACAUGCGCAGCUGGCCAACCAGUCAGCUGGGAGCGGAUGGGGAGGGCGAGGCAGACAAGCAGGAUAGCUCCCACUUCAGCUGCCUGGUGGCGGUGGGACGCGUCCACUCCCACUCGUCUCCCCAGAUAAAUGGAGAGGUCCGAGUUAAACCCACAGAGUUCAUCACACGCUACGCCAUGGAUGGAAAAUUCACCUUUGUCGAUCAAAGAGCAACAACCAUUCUUGGUUAUCUACCCCAAGAAUUGCUUGGGACAUCGUGCUAUGAGUACUUCCAUCAAGACGACUUACCGCAUUUAGCUGAAAGACAUCGAAAAGUGCUGCGGAGUAAAGACAAAAUAGAGACAAACAGCUAUAAGUUCAAAACAAAAUAUGGCUCUUUCGUCACUCUGCAGAGUCAGUGGUUUAGUUUUGUGAAUCCCUGGACCAAAGAAGUAGAAUACAUAGUGUCAACUAACACAGUUAUAUCGUAUGAUAACAGUCGAACCAGUCGGUCGGGAAACAAGUCUGAACAGUCGAGAAAUUCCAAAACAUCAGAAGAAGAUGGCAAGAAGUCCCUUCCAGUCAUACCAGGUAUCUCCACCCCACCUGGAGCUAUGAUAUAUGCUGGAAGCAUAGGGACCCAGAUCGCCAAUGAGCUGCUGGAUUUCAACAGGUGUGGCCUCACGACAGAGAUGAACUCAUCACCUUCCAGUGGCAGCGUCAGUCCAUUCAGUCUACCCCAGGACAAGUGUCCACAAACUCACAAUCAAAUCAGCAACAACGUGCCAAAUGGAGAGGCAACAGACAUGGAGAUUCCAGGAAAGUCCAGCUCAGAGGAUGAGCCCCAAGGAGCUACAUAUUCAGGAGGAGAAUCACUCAUGGGAGAGAAUUCCCAGCUGGAUUUGGACAGCGUGGUUGGACCGGGCCUUAGUAGUCUUAGCAAUGACGAAGCAGCCAUGGCAGUGAUCAUGAGCCUCCUGGAGACAGACACAAACUUGGGCGAGGCUGUGGACUUUGAAGAGAUGCACUGGUCUUUAUAGAAUCUGCUCUUAUCGUGUGAUGCUGUAGCACACUGAAAAACACUCGGCCCAUUAUUUUUGUGAUGAGAACUGCUUGAAUGCGUACUCAAAGUCACAGCAUUCCUUUUUGUUAACAGACUUUUUUAUUUAUUAGUUACCUUUUCCCACAUAAGCUGUGUAGUCUUAGUGUGGCUGCUCUAACAGGGAGUGGGAUUGAUGACAAUAAGGGACACCUGCUUCCCCUCUUCAGAAGGAGGAUGUGCCUCUAAAGCCUUACAGCGGUCCGCCUGCCCUCAAACGCUGUUCCUUACUGCUUUCACAUCUACUGUCAUCCUCUGUUUACCUGAAGAGGCCUCACAAGGUUGAACAACCCAUGAACACAAACGACAGUGACAUGAUGUACGAUCAUGAUUGCUCGGGAUUCUCUCCUCCACCGACAUUCGAACAAAGGGUGGGAGUGACGAUGCAAAAAAAGAAAAAUUGCACUGAAUCGAUUUCAUGUUUUUUUUUUUUUAAGGUUGUAAUUUCAUUAGGGUAUUGUACGUUUAAUUAAAAUGUGAGGAAGACACCUUGACAACCUGGCCCAUCUCUGUGACCCCUCAGGAUCCAAGCCGUAGGUCGCCAGUGUGCCACGGCAGACCACACCUCCAUAACCUCUAACUUUGAGAGUCACCUCAUGGCGUGCCGCUCAGAGAUUUUCUCUUGUCAGUAUCUGAACAUUUUCUGUGGAAACAGUCCAGCAACCUCCUCUCUUGUACAAUGACUUGAACAUACUGUAAAUGUGUGGAUUUGAUAUGAUUCCAAACACCAUGUCUUCAAGCCAUAUCUGUCUUAAAGGGUUAGGUUGUGUAGGAAGAAUAUUUCAAUUUUUAAAUGUGAACACUUCUACAGACAUUUAGCCCCGAACAUUGGCUGCCUUGCAAUUGAUAUGCCCUAGCUCUAAAUAUUUAAAGGUCCAUUGUGUAGGAUUUAGGGGGAUAUAUCAGCAGAAAUGAAAUAUAAUAUAAGUAUGUUUUUCUUUAGUGUAUAAAUAACUAUUGUUGUGUUUUUGUUACCUAAUAAUGACCGGUUUAUAUUUUCAUAGGGAGCAGGUCCUCGUCCAUGGAGAUCAUUACGUUGCACCACCAUGUUACUAAUAGAGAUGAGCAUGAGUACUCGAGUAGACGUCAGUAUUUGUUCAACGCAUAUAGUACUCACCACCACCACUACCACAUGCAAACAUUUUUGUUAAAUAUAAUAAUAAUAACUUAAUUUACAUAGCAUCUUUUAAAAUUGAUUGUACGAAGUGCUUUGACAACAAGGCAAAUCAGGAGCAAGACGGGUUUCUUGCAGAGGCAACAUAACUAUAAGAUCCAAACAAUACUGCCGAACUUAGGCCAGACAAAAUGGCUGUUAAAUGCAAUUGGAAUGCGUAUGAUCAGCAUUCACACCCGGGUCAGAUGACUGCAGUAGACGUGGGUUUUUAUAGCCUCUGGCUCCAUUCAGCAUUGAUGGGAAUACAAAACCCGGGUGAACGUGGGAGUUUCAGCUCUUUGACUGGCAGGAUGCACAGACACGCCAUCACUAAUUACACUUCAGCUCCUCCUAAGCAGCACUAAAAAACCUGAUCCAAAUACAGCGAGUUUUAAAGGGGGACUGAUUAAGUAAGAUAUGGAGAGAGGAGAAACCACUGAAAAGUUUUCAAAGACCUCUGUUCCUGCCGCUGUCUGACAUUUACCUGUUCUCCUGCCUGUCAGUGUCACACGGACACACCAACAAAUAGCCCACACUCAACAGCUGGCAGAAAGGCAGACAUGUGCGGUGUGUUUGUUGGCAGUGGGAAUACAGUAUGUAGCUGUUUUACCAAUGUAUGAAAAACAUGCAUGCACACGCUCAUUUUGGUGAGAAAGCGGUAUUUCUCAUUCUCUGUUGAUCACAAGACUACUGCCGCAUGGCUCGGCACAGUGUGAGCUCCACACUGGGAAGCAGUUGGUGAGAGUCUGCUUGCACACACUUACAUACACACUCAGUGACAGGGCUACGUGUUGGCAUCACACGGCUAAUGUUACCUUACGGUUGUUAACUUGUUUAAGGACAGAGCCGUUUCACUGUCAGUUUGUGUUGGUUUGAAUCAGUGCUGCAUGUAGCCCAUGUGUUGUUAACAGCAGUGGCAGAAACAUGCCUGUGAGUAACCUAGAAUAAUUUAAUACGAGUACUUGAAUAUGGAAGUUACUUGAAAUGCUCAUCCCGGGUUUCUACAGCAGUCCAGAAUGAACAAAACAAACACUGUAGGAACUCUAACCCUGUCAUAAUCUGCGAUUCUCACUGCUAGAUGCCACCAAAUCCCCCUAAAUUUAACACACUGAUCCUCUAAUAGUUCUCAACAGAAAUGACCCACCUUCUUAAAUAUGUUAGGAGCAGCCAGUGUUGGUUGACCAUUUAUGAGCUGGGUUUAUGAGCACUACUUCAUGCAAAGUAAAAUGCCACUUUAGCGGCUCUCUGAAAGCAGCAACUACGCAGUAAACCCAUUUCACUUCUGUGACAUCUCGUCAAUACAUGUUGGAGGUUGAUCACUGAGUCUGAUGGUAGAAGUCAUAACUGGGGGAGUGAUUUAAACGGAGUGACGCAGUUAUUCAAAACUGUAGCAGCAUUUUAACCUCCAGUUUGUUUUACAUACUCCCUUACAUACUGUACAUUACUGCAGAGUCUGUGCUUGUUUGCCCGGGAGUUUGUGAUCUUACAAUUAUUGUCAGCUUUACAAUCUUGCAGGUAAGCCAUAGCUUUAGCUUUUUUUUUCAUGUAUGCGCUGACAGUGCUUCAUGUGCUUGUCAUAGGAACACAGUGUCGUCAUGCAUACAUUUAUUAAGAAAUUAUGCUAUGCAGAGCUAUCAUUCCAUGAAUUCUGGAUUUCUUUCCUUUCUUUUUUCAUUUAUGUGAUUUUCACUCCCAUAUAAUGCAUGACUCAGAAACUGCAGAAGGAAUAAGACAGUAAGUGCUGAUUAAUGUUAUAUUUCUUGAGAACUUGAACAAGUCGCUGAGAUGUAUUGAUCCCUUUUGCGACUUACCUCGUGGAGGUUUGUUUGGCCCAUGUUUGUAAUUGCAUAUAUUGGAUUUUACGAACUCAUUGACAGCUCUCACAUGAUGAUCUGUAUGUCAUCGACCCACUGCUAAACUCAUGUGAUAGCCAGAGAGCCUUAUGGGUUGAUGUAUGUCAAAUCAAUGUCACAAAUUGAAUUUAAAGGAAUACUUCACCCACAAAAUGACCAUUUAUAUAUCAGUUA